Molecule: messenger RNA, 3483 nt
Organism: Rosa rugosa (rugosa rose)
Lineage: Eukaryota; Viridiplantae; Streptophyta; Magnoliopsida; Rosales; Rosaceae
Product: pentatricopeptide repeat-containing protein At1g02060, chloroplastic
Exons: 3
Coding region: 128-2353 (741 amino acids)
Molecular function (GO): protein binding
Source: RefSeq, a predicted model, not a curated record
AAAAAACUUGUACUUAAUUCUUUUUUGUUUUUUUUCCGGCGAUCCAUUUAAACCAAACCCAAACCCAUUUUUGAAGAUUUAAAAGAGUUGGAUUUUUGGGCAAACCCAAAAACCCAUUUGAUCUGCCAUGGCCGCCAAACCCAUUUCCCGGCGACCAGCCUUAACAGUUCUCCGACAGCAAUUCCUCAGGCCCAACCGCAGCUCCAAACCUUUUCCUCCUCUCAGGUACGCCUCUCCUUCUCAAAUUUCACUUCUUCUCAACCCAUCAUCAUCUCCAAUCCCCAGGUCCUCCGAUGCCGAAAAGCCCAAAUCCCAAGGCAGCAAAACCGCCAAAGCCAUGGCGUCACUCAUCAACUCCAACCCAUGGUCAUCUCACCUCCAGUCUUCUCUCUCUUCUCUCUCUCCCUCCAUCUCCACCACCACCGUCUCCCAGACCCUCCGCCGCAUCAAAACUCCAACCCAAGCCCUCAAGUUCUUCAACUGGGCCGAAGCAAUGGGCUUCUCCCACAACGCCCAAUCCUUCUUCAUGUUGCUUGAGAUCUUCGGCCGGAACCGGAAUCUCAAUGCCGCUAGAAAUCUCUUGUUUUCGAUUGAGAAGAGGUCCAAUGGGAAGGUUAAGCUCGAGGACCGGUUUUUUAAUAGCUUGAUUAGGAGCUAUGGGGAUGCAGGGUUGUUUCAGGAGUCUGUGAAGCUUUUUGGGACGAUGAAAACGAUGGGGAUAUCGGCUUCUGUUGUUAGUUUCAAUAGUUUGCUUUCGAUUUUGCUUAAGAGGGGUAGGACUAGUCUGGCUAAGAAUGUUUAUGAUGAAAUGCUUGGAAUGUAUGGAGUUACGCCGGAUACGCAUACGUUUAAUAUUUUGAUUAGAGGGUUCUGUCUGAACUCCAUGGUUGAUGAGGGGUUUCAUUAUUUUAAGGAAAUGUCGAGGUUGAAAUGUGAGCCGGAUGUGGUUACUUAUAAUACGAUUGUUGAUGGGUUGUGUAGAGCAGGGAAGGUUGAGAUUGCGCGAAAUGUGGUGAAGGGGAUGAGGAAGAGAAGUGGGGAGUUGAAUCCGAAUGUUGUUACUUAUACGACAUUGAUUAGAGGGUAUUGUGUGAAAGAAGAUGUUGAUGAGGCUUUGUGUGUUUUGGAGGAGAUGAGUAGUCAAGGGUUGAAACCAAAUGAAAUUACCUAUAAUACUCUGCUUAAAGGGCUUUGUGAAGCAAAGAAGCUAGAUAAGGUAAAAGAAGUCUUGGAGGGAACAAUGAGAGGUGAAGGAUUUACUCCUGAUACGUGUACGUUAAACACGCUGAUGCAUUCGCAUUGCAAUGCAGGAAACUUAGAGGAAGCAUUUAAGGUUUUCACAAUGAUGUCAGAGUUACAGGUCCCUCCAGAUUCAGCUACAUACAGCGUUUUGAUACGCAGUUUGUGUCAACGAAGGGAUUAUGGUAAAGCUGAGGAGUUGUUUGAUGAGCUAUCCAAGAAACAAAUCUUGUUAAGUGAUCAUGGCUGUACACCUGUUGUUGCCUCAUACAAACCUAUCUUUGAGUACUUAUGUAGUAAUGGGAGAACUAAGAAAGCAGAUGAAGUGUUUAGGCAGCUACUGAAAAGAGGAACACAAGAUCCUCCAUCCUACAAGACUUUGAUCAUGGGCCACUGUAGGGAAGGCACAUUUGAAGCUGGGUACAAACUCCUAGUCUUGAUGCUUAGAAGGGAUUAUGUUCCUGAUGUCGAGAUUUAUGAUUCCUUGAUUGAUGGUCUGUUGGAAAAGGGUAAGCCCCUUCUUGCACAACAGACUCUAGAGAAGAUGCUGAAGAGCUCUCAUCUCCCAGAAACAUCUACUUUCCAUUCUAUACUGGCAGCUCUUUUAGAAAUGCAUUGUGCCCGUGAAUCUGCAAGCUUUGUUAUUUUAAUGUUGGAGAAAAACAUUAGACAAAAUAUUAACCUCUCAACAGAUCUUAUAAGGCUUCUUUUCAGUGAGGGAUUGCGAGAUAAAGCAUUUGAGAUUGUAGGGAUGCUGUAUGAUAACGGAUACUCGAUUAAAAUAGAAGAAGUGGUCAGUUUCCUUUACCAGAGCAGAAAGCUAAUAGAGGCAUGUGAAAUAUUGCGAUUUAGUCUGCGGAAGCAAGAAAAUGUCAGUAUUGAUAUAUUUGACCAAGUUAUAUUAGGGCUAUGUAAUAUCAAUAAGCUUCGAGAAGCAUUUGGCUUGUACCAUGAAUUAAUUGAGAAUGGCGACCACCAGCAGUUGCCGUGCUUACAUCAUUUAAAGUCUUCCCUAGAGGUUGCAGGUAGAUCAGUUGAAGCUGACUUUGUCUCUAAAAGAAUGCCAAAACAUCAGCUGGUGAACAAAUCUGGGAAGUCAAGACCUCAACUGUAAGUCUAAGACCAUGCUGUACAGAGUGCUGAUGUAAUUCUUCUCAACGUUGGGAAUGCCGGAAUGGGCUAUCAGGGUUGUUAUAGUCCUUCAGAGUUGGCUGAACAGUUCUUCACAUCAAGAUACGUUCUUAGCUUGGUACAGCAUAUCAAGACCUUCUCAGUUGCCCAAAGAUUCUGAUAAUGGCUACGCACUUCUCUUCGACGCUUGCAGAUUUUGUGUUACCCUGCUCUGCAGUGCUUGCCAGAUAGUGGACUACCCUCUUCUCUUUCUGAUCUAAAUAUCGAUGGAUGUCCUUUGCUUGAGAAACGGUGCCAAAGAGAGACGGGUGAAGACGGGCCCAAGAUUGCUAACAUCAAGUGCAUAUAUAUCAAGUUCAAAAGGAUAUGACAAUGACAGAGGGCUUGCAUUCUGAUUAAUUUGGCCAUGUCUCAGAGAGCUUGCAUAUUCUGCGUGCAAGAUCCUAUUGUUUGAACUCAUUGUUGAUUCCACAGUUCGAGGGUCUUGCUUGAACUCCAGAUUGAUGGGUCAGAUUUGGUCUCUUUACAAACUAAAUCAAAAUUUGAAAAAAGAAAUAAACAUUUCCAGAAAAUAAAUAGUACUAUUUAUCACUUUCCAUCAUUUCGAAAAUAGUAGAUUUCGGUUCCAUAAAAGCUGAACAUGUAAAAUCUAUUCCGGUUCCAAGGUAGUCUAGUGCAAUGCCAAUUGAUUUGAGCUGUGAUGCUUGUUCUUUUUAUGCUGCAUGUCAGCAAGGAGAUUCCUUUGCGGACUGUAUCAACUCUUCACUCUUGGACUUCUGGACACCCCAGAGAGCCACGAGAGGUGUCUACGUGAUUACGUUUUUGGUGCUACUUCGAUGGUCUACCUACAGCCCCUUACAUUGCUGGGAAAACUUUUGCAGUGAUGGCAGGAUAACUAAUAGUGGCUUCAACUUUCGAGGAGCAGACAUAGAAAUAGUAUAGAGAAGUAUUCUGCAGUUUGCAGUAUGUAUAAGCUGUACCUAGCUACAUUAGAAGAUAUUACAGUCGUGCCUACAUUAGAAUAGACUACUGUGUUUACUGGGAAAGUAUUUGACAGUACUAGACUCUUUUUAUUUCUGGAUACAUGAUCAAUUGAGCUAUUUAAUUUUGCUA